AUGGCGUUGCGUUUCUGCAGCUUCAACGUGCUGGCGCCCUCGGCGCGGAUUUGCGCGCCGUUGAAUCGAAGACCCUGGCAGGAGUGGUUACCGUUGCCGUUGGGCGGGGAGGAGCGCCACGCCGCCAUUUGCGAUUGCUUGCUGCAGCUGGAGGCAGACGUGAUUUGCCUGCAGGAGUUUGACUUCGCAGCUGGAACGCACGGAUUCGCGGUUUUGUAUCAGACACCCGGCUUUUCUGAAGGGAAGAAGUUGGGUGAAGUAUACGAGCUGCACAUGAAGCAAAGAACGGGCGACAAAAACGAAGGCUUGGCGAUGCUGAUCCGACGCAGUGCCUUCAAAGAUAUAGAGGUUUUGUGUGAAGAAUUGGAACCCGAUUUUUGUGAUCGAGUCGCCAUGUAUGCCAAGCUCACACAUGUGGACAGUGGCUGCAGGAUACUGGUGGCCAAUACCCACUUGACCGUUGCGCAUGCUGACAAUAGCCAUGACAUUCCAUUUUGUCGUCCUCGGCAGAUGGAACAGGUACUUCAUCGGCUUCUCGCUGCGCAAUGCUGUGACGCUGUGUUUCUAUGUGCAGACAUGAAUUCAGACCACUUGGAGCGGGAACCAUCCGGCCCCUAUCCGCCUGAGAUGGUGAACCGUCCCGUGACCAUGGCCUUCGAACAAGGCUUCGCUUCCGCCUUGCAUGCCAGGCAUCCAGGAGUGAGACCCAUCUCCCACACCUGCAGCUACGCGCAAGAUGGCUGUGCUGACUAUGUGCUCUUCAGGGGACACUCCGGACUGCAACUGCACGAGGCGUUUCUACAUCCAAACGAUUUGCCGUUGGAUGUGCCAUGGAGUAGCAGCACUGGCUGGGGAGACGAUGCUCAAGCGACGCUCUCGGAUCAUCGGCCAUUGGUGGUGGACUUUAGCAUUGCAGCUGCGCAUAACAAGCUCUGA
Messenger RNA from Cladocopium goreaui, 936 nucleotides. NCBI's taxonomy places the organism in Eukaryota, Dinophyceae, Suessiales, Symbiodiniaceae. The record is from the annotation of a GenBank genome assembly.